AUGCUCGCCAGCAGCCAGAGCAAGGCAGCCACCAUGAAGACCGCGUCGAGCACCUCAGAACACAUUCGAAAGUCAAGUGUCGGCACGGCAGUAUCGACCUGGUCACGUAACACACGCUACAGCGUUCGCAUUCAACUCGUGGGCCGUCAGAUACAUAGUUCAUCGCGUCGAGGCUGUCGACAAGUGGAGUCGGUUCUCUACGUCCCCUCAAUCUUAUAUCGCAGCUUCCACGAACUGGAACGGGAGGUCUGCAGCGCCAUAUUCGGGGCUUUGUACCAACAAGGAGAAAAAACAAAUUUUGCCAUGUCCAUCGAGAUGGAACUUCUCUACCACGUCCAGGAUGGCCAGUCGGGUUAUUUGUCGCCCAAGCGUGAGAGAUUGGUUCUAGAUGAGGACAACUGGGAAGAAGGAUUGGAGCUUGUCCUGUCAGGCGAGGCCAAGAAGGUGGAGCUGCGAGCGAACUGGCAUGGAUCAAAGGGUUCAGGUCAACAAACCAAGGCUAUGUCGACCACACAGACGCCUUCGAACUUCCCAGUACACAAGAAGAUGCAGCAGCCAUCGGUGGCUUUACGCAGCCCUACCAGGACCAGCAGCAACAGCCCGAGACGUUCGGAAACCAUGUCGACCAGGAGAAGCUCGCGAAGCGAACGCGAUAACAGUCCAGUCAGUAGAACGGACAGUGGACUGGGCCAGAUGGUCGAAAUGUCGAAGUGA
Aureobasidium melanogenum CBS 110374 is the source of this 714-nucleotide messenger RNA. RefSeq lists its product as uncharacterized. NCBI's taxonomy places the organism in Eukaryota, Fungi, Ascomycota, Dothideomycetes, Dothideales, Saccotheciaceae. The transcript has a single exon. Bases 1 to 714 code for a protein of 237 amino acids. The record is from RefSeq and is a predicted model, not a curated record.